Messenger RNA from Arthroderma uncinatum, 1290 nucleotides. RefSeq lists its product as uncharacterized. The coding region runs from base 1 to 1290 and encodes 429 amino acids. NCBI's taxonomy places the organism in Eukaryota, Fungi, Ascomycota, Eurotiomycetes, Onygenales, Arthrodermataceae. The record is from RefSeq and is a predicted model, not a curated record. The transcript is spliced from 3 exons.
AUGGACUCCAAACGCCCUCGGUCGCCCGGCAGCGGCAGCGUCGAUUACCCAGCAAAACUGCCUAAAACGGCCCAUCACCAGCACCAGGCCCAGCACCAGCACCAGCAUCUCCAGAUCAACUACCUCGCCCGCCAGUACUCCGACACCCUCCCUCUAGUCUCCACGGACGACACCUUACCCGCCAUACUCCGCUGGAUAGGCGAGUACGACGGCGUCCUGCACCGCCACGAGUCCAUCGCCGGAAACCUGGGUGCUUGUCCUCUCGGCCCCAUACUCGUCAAGCGCUUCGAGCGACUCUUCGAUGGGCCUCCGCGAGUCCUCAAGACCUCCUCUAAUGGCAACGACAGCGGCAAAGAGAGCACCGUCUCCUGGCUCGAUGUCGUCGAGUUUGCGAAGGAGAGCCCGGAGCAAUUCACCCUCGAAAAGACCCGUACCGGAUCCCGCGUCUGCCAGCUAGACAUCAAGCAUGCCAGAGUCGAGAUCUCCGAGGAGGAUUACGUCCUCAUUGCCUCGGGCAUGCCGCAGAAGAUGAUCCCACCGCAGCCUAUCAGCGAAGACGAAGAGAAGGAGCUCGGUGCUCUGGAAAUUCUGGAGAAGAACCUCGUCUAUAUCAUCCAGCUGGCCGAUCAAGUAUCGGCGCGUGCUCGGCAGCUCAACCAUCGGUUAAAGAACCGUCGCAACGCCAUAGUUUCUCGGCGUGAAAAUGAUGCCAGCCUUGCUCAAUCGCAGUCGCAAUCACAAACCCGAGCCAUCAGUCCCUGGAAGGAUACCAACACUCCUAACGGACAUGGACAAUCCCGCGCUACCUCGCCACCCGGUUUCGUGGCCGUCAACUCUCGUCAGGAGCAACACCAGCCCCAUCACGAUGAUCCAGCCCAAUUCGCCUUCUCCCAACCCAUAUCAGACAACGUCACCAUAAUUAAUGGCACCUCCAUCAAGGGUGCGUCCCCAAGUACCCGCGCUGAACUCAUGAAGAAGUUCUUCACCACAUCCGACAGACGGAUGCAUCAACAUCAUCAGCAACAGCAACAGCAUGCCGAGCAUGCCGAUGCAUCAGACUACCAACCACCAUCAUACACCGGGCAAGGCACCUCGCCUAUCCCUCCAGUCCCCAUCCCGAGUACCCCGUCCUCCCUGCUCCCACAUCCGAAACCCACACCAUCACACGAUCGCGAUGACACGGCUCCCUUCAAAACAGCCAUGGAGGUUGAACAUGCACUGUCUCAAGAACCUAACGGCUUGUAUGGGCUGUACAAAGAAACACGCCAAAUGCUCAUGGCGGGAUGUUAG